AUGCCUAGUUCAAUGACUCUGCAGGAAGAAUCAGAUCAUUUCUCACCAUACCGAACAGAUGGAAAGCUAUAUGGUUUCGUCUGCGUGGUCACGGGCGCAAACAUGCCAGUUGGAGCUGCCAUCGUGACAGAACUGGCCGCACACGGAGCAGCCUGUAUAUAUGCAUGCGCCGCAGACGACCAGCCUUCUAGUCUUCAAUCGGACCUGUCUAAACGCUAUCCAAACACUAAGGUCAUUCCCUACCCGUACGACAUCUCCUCUGAACAAGACACGCUCGUCCUCAUUGACGAAGCCCUCAACGCCUGGGGUCGCCUCGACGCGUGGGUCUGUUCCUCUGGCCUGUUGGGCCCGCCUUCAAUAGACCAGACAACACCGCAAGAUUUGCAGAAAUGCUUCGAGGCCAACAGUCUCGCACCGUUCUUCGCCUUGAAAUAUGCGCCCCACGCGAUGCAGAAGACCGCGUCAAAGGGGAACUAUCCCAACGCGGCGCCGAAAGAUCAGCGGUAUGGAAGUAUCAUUGUUGUGACAUCCACAGCGAGCACGUAUGGAGGAUGUUGGGGACCGUGCUUUACAAUGAGUUGCCACGCUGCCCUAGGCGUCGUCCGCUCGGGUGUCGCGGUCCUGAAGGGCACGGGCGUGCGCAUCAACGCCAUCUCCCCCGGGCAGAUUGAUGUCGGGGUCAGCCUCAAUGGUUUCGACGCAAAAUCUACUCUGAUGGGAUACAACACUCAAUUACCUCCUGCAGCUCUCCAAAGCCCGACCGCACAGAAGAACAACAUUGGACUCGAAAGGGCGGGGACACCGGCAGAGGUUGGAAGGGUUGCUGGCUUUUUGGCCUCGGGUUUUAGCAGCUACAUCACAGGGGCGAAUAUGGUCGUGGAUGGAGGAGCCAGUGUCAUGUGUCCGUUGAUGGUGCCCAUAUAG
Molecule: messenger RNA, 924 nt
Organism: Fonsecaea multimorphosa CBS 102226
Lineage: Eukaryota; Fungi; Ascomycota; Eurotiomycetes; Chaetothyriales; Herpotrichiellaceae
Exons: 2
Coding region: 1-924 (307 amino acids)
Biological process (GO): phytol metabolic process
Cellular component (GO): peroxisome
Molecular function (GO): trans-2-enoyl-CoA reductase (NADPH) activity
Source: RefSeq, a predicted model, not a curated record